AUGUCACCAAUAAACGCUGUUUCUGACGUGGCGUUUCUGACGCUACGCGACGUCGUGAUCUCCCUCCUCCGCUGCUUCUGGGCAAUAAUCGCUCUCCCAGUCAUCCUCGCGCUCCUGCCUCUCCCCGUGCUUACUCCCCUCCGCCAUCUCAUGCGGAUUCUGGCCGGUCGAGGAAUCACCCAAAGCGGCUCUUCGAGCAAACCCGUGAAAUCCCCCGCGUCGUCGAGAUUUGCUUAUCUGCGGCACAUGACCGUUCCCCAUCGCUGCUUCUCUCAUUUCUACAUGGUCGGAUUCGCCUUCAACCUUGCACUCCUCAUUCUCGCCCUCUCUGCUCCCUCGCAUGUAACCGCAUUCCUCAACACUGAACUUCGUAUAAGCUUCAGUGCUCUCAGCAGCAGCAGCGGUAACAGCAGCUAUAACAGCAGCAGUGAAAGCAUCGCUACAAGCACACCUGGCACCACCACCACACCCACCAGCAGCGUUCAAGCAUUGCAGCUUCUGCUGCACCGAGCACCUGUUCACUCGCUCCUCUUCCAUCUGCAUCUCGCCAGACGGCUAUGGGAGUCUACAACCCUCUCUGUCUCCCCAACAUCGUCUCACAUGCACGUCUCAGCCUACCUCCUCGGCCUCUGCUACUACAUCGCUGCCCCGCUCUCCUUCUUCCUUGCUGCCCGUCCUGCUCUGCCCUCCUCUGCUGCUCCACCAUGCCUCUCCAAUACCAGCUACUAA
This is a messenger RNA of Closterium sp. NIES-65, 729 nucleotides long. Lineage: Eukaryota; Viridiplantae; Streptophyta; Zygnematophyceae; Desmidiales; Closteriaceae. The record is from the annotation of a GenBank genome assembly.